This is a messenger RNA of Heteronotia binoei (common prickly gecko), 904 nucleotides long. It is a transcript of the gene CYSTM1, whose product is annotated as cysteine rich transmembrane module containing 1. The transcript is spliced from 3 exons. The record is from RefSeq and is a predicted model, not a curated record. Lineage: Eukaryota; Metazoa; Chordata; Lepidosauria; Squamata; Gekkonidae. The coding region runs from base 141 to 482 and encodes 113 amino acids. Gene Ontology annotation, cellular component: extracellular exosome.
GCGCUCGUCCGUUCUAAAGGGGGCGGGGCGGGAGGGAGUGAGGGAGAGAGGCGCGCGCGCAGGCUGCUAGCCGUCAUUCGGUGCUUCGCUGACGGCUGAGGCGGCUUCGUGAGGCGAGCAGGAGACAUUUCGCAUCCUACAUGAACUACGAAAAUCCUCCACCUUAUCCUGGCCCAGCCCCUACCGCCCCGUACCCGCCAUAUACCCAACAGCCAGGUGGACCCCCAGGUCCUGGCCCUUACCCUGGCUACCCACCAGGGCCUGCAGGGCCAUAUCCGGCACCUCAACCAGGCUACCAAGGAUAUCCACAAUAUGGUUGGCAGAAUGCUCCCCCGCCUCCUGGGCCUGUCUAUGCAGAUGGACCUAAAAACACAGUGUAUGUUGUGGAGGAGCGGCGGAGAGACGACACCGGGGAAAGUGCCUGCCUGACAGCGUGCUGGACUGCGCUUUGCUGCUGCUGCCUUUGGGACAUGCUGACCUGAGUGCCCCGAGGAGCCCGGCCUCUCGAUCCCUCUCACGUGGAGUGCUAUGCAUUCUUCCUCUGAUCUUUCCUCUGAUUCAACAGCUUCUUAGUACUGUAAUAAAUGAUCUGCUUUGCACAGGUGACAGCAGCACACGUCCACCGUAGAGGUAACACCGUGACAGUUGGUGGGGUCUGCACUUUUCAGUUUAGCGGAAGAAGCCCUCCCACCUCUCUAGAGUGUAUUUCUGUUGUUCUUUUGAAGAAUGUGCUAAAUGUCUUUUUUUGUUUGUUUUGGUUUUGCAAACAGCUUUUCUUACAAAUUGUGUAUUUAUAAUUAGAGAUGGGAAAAUAUGCAAUAAUUUAAGCCAAUUGUUUUUCUUACUAGCUUCCACUUCUGUUUUCAAUGAACUUAGUCCAAUAAAGUUAUGGACCAAGUAAGAA